Zerene cesonia (dogface butterfly) is the source of this 9727-nucleotide messenger RNA. RefSeq names its product E3 ubiquitin-protein ligase Ufd4 (gene Ufd4). Gene Ontology annotation, biological process: proteasome-mediated ubiquitin-dependent protein catabolic process; protein K63-linked ubiquitination; anatomical structure development. Gene Ontology annotation, molecular function: ubiquitin protein ligase activity; metal ion binding; protein binding. The record is from RefSeq and is a predicted model, not a curated record. Gene Ontology annotation, cellular component: nuclear speck. The transcript is spliced from 47 exons. The coding region runs from base 202 to 7467 and encodes 2421 amino acids. Lineage: Eukaryota; Metazoa; Arthropoda; Insecta; Lepidoptera; Pieridae.
AUUUUUUUGCGCUGGUAUGACGAUGGUUAAGUGAUGUUGUGAAAAUUGUUAGAAAAAAUGUUUCUCAUGUAAUUGAAUUGUGUUCUAAGUGAAAGUCGCAAUAAACGUAUACCUAGGUUGUUUAAUUAAUAAAGCAAAUAUAGUUUGCAUGGUAAAUGCAGUUAUGAUUAUCUAACGGAAAAGGUGAUAAUACAGCCCAAGAUGGCGGAAGUUGAUCCAGAAACAUUGCUGGAGUGGUUACUGACCGGUCAAGGUGAUGAGAGAGAUAUGCAACUCAUUGCUCUGGAGCAGCUAUGCAUGCUAUUGCUCAUGUCAGAUAAUGUGGACAGGUGCUUUGAAAGCUGUCCACCAAGAACAUUUUUACCGGCUUUGUGCAAAAUAUUCCUCGAUGAAUAUGCACCUGAUAAUGUUUUGGAAGUCACAGCCAGAGCAAUUACUUACUAUUUGGAUGUCUCAGCUGAAUGCACUCGCAGAAUUGUAGCAAUUGAAGGUGCUGUGAAGGCUAUUUGCAGUAGACUGCUCACAGUUGACCCUAAUAAUAGAACAAGUCGAGAUCUUGCUGAACAGUGUAUCAAGGUAUUGGAAUUGGUGUGCACCCGUGAGCCUGGUGCAGUGUGGGAAGGUGGAGGUCUGCCUGCAGUUUUACAUUUUAUAACCCACUAUGGCACUUCUGUGCAUAAAGAUACCCUUCAUUCGGCUAUGGCUGUUGUGUCAAGAGUUUGUGGUAAGAUGGAGCCAGGAGAUGCUAGAGUAGGAGAUGCCGUGUCGUCAUUGUCAUCUCUGUUACAGCACAGUGACACUCGCGUAGCAGACGCAGCAUUGCGUUGUUUUGCUUCUCUCGCUGAUCGCUUCGCGAGGGCCCAUGCUGAUCCUGCUCCUCUUGCUGAACAUGGACUAAUUGAAGAAUUGGUGCAUCGCCUUGGUAGCACUGAGAAUAGUGAUGAUAAAUGUUCAGUACCCUCAGUGUCAACUACAGUGAGUUUGCUAACAACCUUAUGUCGUGGUUCUGAACAGAUAACCCACGAUUUAGUUCGUUUAGAUCUUUGCUCUGCAAUAGAAGCGGCGGUGCAAUCCGAUGAGCGUUGGAGUUUGGAAUGCAUGCGCUUAGUUGAUCUGUUGCUUGUACUGUUGUGUGAAGGGCGACAGGCUAUACAGACUAGUUUAAACAGAAACGGAGCUGCAUCAACAAGCAGCAGUGGAUCUGCAGUUGGGUCUUCAAAUGUGACUGCGAGUGGAGAGGGCUCUGUGCGCGAUAAGUCACAUAGACAACUCAUUGAUUGUAUAAGAGGCAAAGAUACGGAUGCAUUAAUGUCUGCAGUAAAUAGUGGUGCAGUUGAUGUCAAUUUUACAGAUGACGUAGGCCAGACCCUAUUGAAUUGGGCUGCUGCGUUUGGAACAAGAGAAAUGGUGGAGUUUUUAUGUGAAAAAGGCGCUGAUGUAAAUCGCGGGCAACGUAGUUCAUCUCUUCACUAUGCAGCUUGUUUUGGUAGGCCUGCAAUUGCUAAAGUUCUAUUGCGAUAUGGUGCCAAUGCCGAUCUUAGAGAUGAGGAUGGUAAAACCCCACUUGAUAAAGCAAGAGAAAGGCACGAUCAAGGUAAACGGACCGGCCAUAGAGAAGUCGCUGCAAUAUUGCAGUGUCCCGGAGAAUGGCUUGUAGUCAGUAACCAGGAUUCGCCGGCGUCAUCUAAUGACGAAGAUUUUCCCGAAACAGGGGAUAAGGAGAUGGCUGCACUUUAUUUAGAGCGAUUGGUACCAGUGUUCUGUUCCCGCUACAUCGCAGCCGGCGGGGCGGGCGUGAAACGAGCUUGCCUCUCAUUGGUCCGCAAGAUGGUGCACUAUGCGCCGGCGCACCGCCUGCGCGCCCUCUCCAGCCCGCGCACCGCCUCGCUGCUCACCAGGCUCAUCGCGCAAGUGCUCGACACGCAGGAUGAUCUGUCGAUGGGUCGCCGGGCGCAGUCCCGGUAUCUGCGCAGUCGCUAUAUUCGCCCGCCCGUGGACGAUGACGACGGCCACUUAACUGUUUUGGGCAUUGCUGAGGAGUUGAUGGUGAAAGCGACAGAUAUAUACUUGGAGCAGUUUGCGCGCCUCGGCGUCUUCAGUAAAGUGGAGGCAUUGGCAGCUUCAUAUCCAGCGCCUGUUGUUGAAACUGCUACCGUGAUUGGUUCAGCAGUGGGUGAAGCCCGCGGCGAGGACGCGUCGUCGCUGUCCAGCGGCACCGCGUACUCGUGGGGCGAGUGGUCGCUGUGCCGCGGGCGCGACGCGCUGUACGCGUGGAGCGACGCGGCCGCGCUCGAGCUCAGCACCGGCUCCAACGGCUGGUUCCGCUUCCUGCUCGACGGGAAGCUGGCCACCAUGUACUCGAGCGGCAGCCCCGAGCACCAGACUGAUAAUACUGAAAAUCGUGGUGAAUUCAUUGAUAAACUUCAAAGGGCGAGAGCAUCUGUAAAAAAUUCCGUGCCGCAGCCUAUCCUUUCUAAGCCAAGCAAUACUAAGUUAAUACUUGGAAACUGGGUUUUGUCUUGUAAAAAGGAGAAAGAACUACACAUCCAUAACACUGAUGGUCAACAGCAAACAACCAUACUCCGCGAAGACCUACCAGGUUUUAUAUUUGAGUCCAAUAGAGGAACUAAACACUCAUUUACAGCCGAAACAUUUUUGGGUCCUGAUUUAGCUAGUGGUUGGGCAGAUCGUCGUCCAACAACAGCUAGUAAUGGCAAUGUAACACAAGGGCGGAGUCGGUUGUCUGCCAAAACUGAAGCACAAAAAGCACAGGUUGGAGAGCGAGCUCGCGCUUUAUAUUCGCGUCACUUAGCGAGCGCUGCUUGUCGGCAACCACGUCCGCCUGUGGCGAGACUUCGUGCACUACUGGCGGUUUUACACCGAGUCUCUGCUGAAGCAAAUGAUAAUUGGAAGAAAGAGAUGAGAGACACUCUAAAUCAACUCAAUGAGCUGUUGUGUGGAGAAGAAUUAUUGUCAGCCUAUGAAUUACAGUCGUCCGGAUUGGCCCCUGCUCUUUUUCAAGUACUUUCACCUCAGCCAAAUGACGUCCCCGGCCAGUUGUUAGAGCGAGAGCGCAUCAUCCGCGAGUGGCUCAUGGAGGGCGACACGGGCGCGACGGUCGCAUCCCGGCUGGUGGCCGUGCUCGAGAGCGUAGAGCGGCUGCCGGUGCUCGCCCCAGCGCCUGAUGCACCUCCUACUCACCCGGCGGCUUUGCACCACCUUACUAAGAGAAUACGUUUACGAGUUGAACGCGCAACCGACGAAACUUCAGAAGAUUCGACAUCAAGUAGCACGAGUCGUAAUCUAAGAGUAGAGGCAUUAACUACGAUUCGUCAAUUGGAGAAAUUCCUUGCCAAGUCUGUAGCACGCCAGUGGUACGAUAUGGAGAGACCUACAUACAAUUUUGUACAAAAAAUUAAAGCAGAAGCUCCAAUCACAUUCUCGUAUGACCAUGAUUUUGAUGAAAAUGGUGUCAUUUAUUUUAUCGGAAGCAAUGCAGGCACCUGUGAAUGGGUAAAUCCGGGAGCACAUGGCCUCGUUAGUGUUUGGUCCUCUGAUGGCAGGCAGUUGCCGUACGGUCGAGCUGAAGACGUUCUCUCAAGAUCCCCAGAGCCGUUAAACGUUCAUACUAAUGACGAUAGACGCGCUUUCAUAGCCAUUGACUUGGGACUUAACAUUGUUCCCUCUGCGUAUACGUUGCGUCAUGCACGCGGCUAUGGACGAUCGGCACUAAGGAAUUGGCUAUUCCAGAUGUCGACGGACGGCGGUACGUGGAGCACGCUCGUGUCGCACACGGACGAGCAGGCGCUGCAGGAGCCGGGCAGCACGGCCACGUGGCGCGUGCGCGCCGACUCGCCCUACCGCUACCUGCGCGUGCAGCAGAACGGCAAGAACGCGUCCGGCCAGAGCCACUACCUGUCGCUGUCCGGCUUCGAGAUAUAUGGCAAGGUGGUGAGCGUAGUAGAAACAGCACCACGGCAAGUGGGCGGUCCCACCGUGUCAGCCGGCGUCCCGGCGGGCAGCGGCGGCGCGGGCGCGGGCGCGGGCGCGGGCGCGGGGGCGGGCGCGGGCGCGGGGGCGGGCGGUCGCACGCGCCGAUUCUCGCGUAACGCGCGCAGUCUGUGCGCGGGCGCACGCGUCGUGCGCGGACCGGACUGGAAGUGGAGAGAUCAAGAUGGAACCCAUCCAGCUAUGGGCACGGUCACGUCGGAUCUACACAAUGGAUGGGUGGACGUUAGAUGGGAUCAUGGAGGUCGCAAUUCCUACCGCAUGGGUGCUGAGGGAAAAUUCGACUUGAAAUUAAUAGGAACAUACGAGUCGCAACGUUCACGUAAGAGCCAUUCCACACCAAGCCUGCCGGAUGCUACUAAUAACGACAAUCAGAUGUCUGUGGCGUCAACGGAACAAGCAUCGUCUGCGGAUAACAUAUCCGGCGAGGAGAUGGCCAGCAACAUGACGCGCCCGCGCAUGCACGCUACGGACCUCUCCGCUAUUAACAACUCAACGCAUCAUAUUAAUACUGACCUUGCGACAAUCGUAGAAUCUUUAACCCUUGGUGCCGAAGGAAACAACUGUAUGGCAGACCUGGCCAAUACGUCUUUUACCAACAUGGAAAUGGGGCCCACAAGCAUUACCGAUAUAACCAAACCGUACCCAGCAAAGGAGCCUGUGCCAGAGUCUAAUAGUCAAGAGGAGGAGCGUCGGCGCCGCAGCUCGGGGGAGGCGCAGCGCAACAGUGCGAAUGCGCUGCUCUCCAGCGAGUUGCUAGCCUUGCCCGCCUCGCUGUUGCACACGCUGCGUAAUAACGCUAACAGACUGCACAUACAGUGUGAAGAGAACGAGAACGGUGAGGGACAGUUUACCGAGCACAAGAACGAUGGCCAGACCGGCAGCGGUGCCAUGAGCGCUAGCGAACCAGAUCUGACACAACAGGGUGCUGCAAGGCUUCUGGAGUCGUUAGGUGUGGGUCGUAUAACGAGUGGCUCGCGGAACAAUACAAAUCAACAACGCUCCAACCGCAGUAAUCACCCUAACUCCUUGUUCCCGAGCCUCGUUCGCCUGGCACUUUCGAGCAAUUUCCCGGGUGGGCUUCUAUCGGCCGCGCAAAGUUAUCCGUCAUUGGCGCCAAAUGCGCAGAACGCACUCACACUCUCACUCACUUCUACGUCUAGUGAGAGCGAACAGGUGUCUUUGGAAGAUUUCCUUGAAUCAUGCCGUGCUCCAGCGCUGCUGACAGAAUUGGAAGAUGAUGAUGAGGGAGACGACGCUCUUGAUAGUGACAAAGAAAACGAACCAACUUAUCACGAGGUAUGGACGCAGGUGUCGCGCAACCUGCUGUCGCUGAUGGAGGAGGAGGCGCUGGAGGCGGUGCAGGCGCGCGGCGGCAGCUGGCGCGGCCGCAAGCCCUGGGACGACGACUUCGUGCUCAAGCGGCAGUUCUCCGCGCUCAUACCGGCGUUCGACCCGCGCCCCGGACGCACCAAUCUCAACCAGACUGUUGAUCUCGAUAUCCCCUUAAAUGAUGAUUCUGACGUGGAAGAAGCAAAGGAGCCUACGGCGAGCGGAAGCGACGCUACUCUAACGGAGACUACCAGCUGUACUACCACGCGUUUGCCUUCUCUGAAGCUUGUGUUGAACUCUGGCGGGGUUUCCCUGCCAUUGGAUAAACCAUCUUGGACACUCUAUCGCGCCGUGUUGGCUCUUAACGCAAAACUGCCAUCGCACGAUUCGCACAGAGAUACCACGUACACGUUGACUUAUAAGGAGAUGGAGGGCACAGACGCGUUUGGAGUCUCAAGUGAUAGCGAAGAAGAUGAACCUGGUGAUCCUGCGGAGCGCGGCGUGGCGGGCGCGGAGGGCGAGUGGGCGAGCAUGGUGACGUGCUGCGUGCGCGUGCUGCGGCGGCUGCGCGGCGCCGUGCCCGCGCUGCCGCCCGACGCGCUGCUCUCCACCAAGCUCACCAACAAGCUGCACCACCAGCUGCAGGAGCCGCUCACGCUGGCCGCCGCCGCUACGCCCAGAUGGUGCCAACAGCUAAACGACUGGUGCCCGUUCCUAUUCCCGCUGGAGACGAGACAAAUGUUCUUUGCGUGUACCGCCUUUGGGACAUCUCGGACGAUAGUAUGGCUCCAGGCACAACGGGAUCGAGCUCUCGACAGGCAAAGAGCGGGUAACACAGUGUCUCCACGUCGGGCGGAACUAGAGGCAUCUGAGUUCCGUAUGGGAAGACUGAGGCAUGAACGAGUUAGGAUACCUCGAAAUCCUAAUUUACUGCGAUCUGCCAUGCAGGUAAUGCGCGUGCACGCCGGUCGCAAGUCGGUGCUGGAGGUGGAGUUCGCGGGCGAGGAGGGCACCGGGCUGGGGCCGACGCUGGAGUUCUACGCGCUGGUGGCGGCCGAGCUGCAGCGCGCCGACCUGCACAUGUGGCUCAACGACGCGCACCUGCACGACGCGGACGCGGCGCCGCACCACCUCACCCUGCCCGGCGAGAAACCUAUCGGGUUCUAUGUGACGCGCGCCGGUGGGCUGUUCCCCGCGCCCCUCCCUCAAGACUCUACUAUCUGUGAUAAAGUUUGCAAAUAUUUCUGGUUCCUUGGAGUAUUUUUAGCUAAGGUUUUACAAGACGGGCGACUAGUCGAUUUACCUUUAUCAGAGCCUUUCUUAAGAAUCAUGUGCGGCGAGGAGCUGACGACUGAACAUUUGCUUGAAGUUGAUCCAAUUAGACAUAGGUUCCUAAUGAGCGUUCUAAACGCCGCGGACGAGUACGACUCGAUACAGCGAGACGGUUCGCUGGAUGAGGCGGAGCGGACGAAGCGUGCGCGCGACCUGCUGGUUGAGGGCGCGACGUUCGAAGAACUAGCACUUACUAUGACGCACGUGGCGUCCAACUCGGAUCCCGACGUGGCUAUACAACCGCUGUGUGACGGUGGAGACCAGAUUGAGGUGGGAGCGCACAACGCGCGCGCGUACGCGUCGGCGAGCGCGGCGUGGAUGGUGCGCGAGGGCGUGCGGCGGCAGACGGCGGCGUUCCGGCGCGGCUUCGGCGCGGUGUUCCCGCCGCGCCGCCUGCGCGCCUUCUCGCCGCCCGAGCUGCGCCUGCUCGUGUGCGGCGAGCGCGGGCCCGUGUGGACGCGCGACCACCUGCUGCAGUACACCGAGCCCAAACUCGGCUAUACUAGGGAUAGCCCUGGCUUCCUGCGUCUGGUGGACGUUCUGGUGGAGAUGUCGUGGCGCGAGCGCAAGGCGUUCCUGCAGUUCGCGACGGGCUGCAGCAGCCUGCCGCCCGGCGGGCUCGCCAACCUGCACCCGAGGCUCACAGUUGUUAGAAAGGUGGACGCGGGCGACGGUUCAUACCCUUCAGUGAACACGUGCGUGCACUACCUCAAGCUGCCCGAGUACUCGUGCAAGGAGGUGCUGCGCGAGAGACUGCUCGCCGCGACCAACGAGCGCGGCUUCCACCUCAACUAGACGUGUGCUUAUGAUUGCUGCGGGUGUGGGACUGUUUCGGACUAAUAAAAUCAAGCAAAAUAUUAAAUUAAACUUUUUUACUUCGUUUCAUAAUUUAAAGACCAAAAUGAAUAUUUAGUUUCUCAGCAAAAUAUUAAUUUCAUAUUUUAUAAUACAGAAAAAAUAUAUGAUAUGGAUUUUUUAGGUAAUGCCAAACGGAAGUUAAAAUAGUUUCAACUGAUAUUUAUUCUAGAAUUGAUAAAGGUUAUAUUUUGCUUAUUUUCUGUAAAUGAUAAUAAAUAACAAUCAUUGAAAUUAUAUAUUUUGGAAUGGUCCCAUGUUCACAGUUAGAGUGCACUCCACGAAAAAAGUCCCAUAGUGCAGUUGGUAACAGUAGUGUGAAGUGUGAGAUUUUUACACAGUUCAUCCCUUGCGCAGCCGAAGACUUCUAUCGUGGCGGGCACUUUUACCUCAAAGCACCUUAUACUAGCGCUGCAUUACACGAAAACGCUUCAUAUUAUCACGUGUUUAAAGUUCAUUAUGGUAUUGGUACUUAGAGUUGUGAGGUCUUUUACUUUACAUAUUAUAGGCUAUAAUUUAACAAAUAUGGAUUGGAAUAAACGAGUAACACUUGUUUUUGUCUACUCGCUCUAGUGUAAUAAAUGGUAAUAUGUAUUUCACUUAGGCACAAAUAAAUACUUUACACUUAAAUUAUUUGUUGUUUAACAUUUUACAUAUUGAAAGAUUAUGAGAUUAGAUUGAUACUUGGUAGAAUGUAUACUUCUUGCUAAUUAUAAUAAUACAGUGUAAAUUACAUUUUUUUUAUAUGAAAAUAUAAACAUUUUUACUAUUCGUAGAACAUACAUUAGUUGUUUGACUUAAUAAAAAAAAAACGAUCGGAUUCGACACUCAUAAUAACUAUAUGGUAUUUUAUUAGAAUACAAGUAUUCAUUUUACAGAUUUAUCACUCCGAUUAGACCUACUUCCACUUUCAAAGCUCGUGAAAGAAAACGCCUCUAUGUAAAUAUCCUGCUUAUAAAAAGCGUUUUCGUAAAAUGCAAAUUUAAUUCUGAUUGGAUGCUCUUCACGUUACGUUACAAGCGCACGUUCAUCUGCUAACGGAAAUACGUUGGCUAUUGAUAUACAAUAUCCUAUUUGUCUUUUAUAUUUUUUGUCGUAAUUAAAUGCAUGACAUAAGGAACUAACAUUAUGUUUUAUAUAAAUCUUGUAGCAAUGUCGAACAUGUGGUCAAAGAAAGGGCUUUUCACAAUAUAUUGUAAUCAUAUAUUUUAAGCACAUGAUAAACAACAGAAAUUUGAGAUUGUACAGACUCUGAUGGAAUUCAUGUUUGCAAAUACAUCAACAACUAACUAACAACAUCUAAUAUCAUAAAAAUAUAUAUGAAAAAAAAAGAUAACACAAAUAGAUAUAGCUUAAUAUAGAUUUUCCUUUUAAGUAAUAUUUCUUGUUUCGGUAUAAACGCUUCUAUAAUACAACGUUAUAUCAAACUUUUUCCUUGGGAUACCUUCAAAUCGGAGAAUUAUAAUCGUUGCCUAAUAAGGUUUGUGGUGAGGCUACAGUAAGAUCUCAAGAUUAUUUGCAUAUAUCUUACGUCGCAUUCAAUUUAUUUAAUUGGCGUUCUUGCAAUGAUAUAACACAUAGGUUAAGCUUUCAUUUAAUGUGUCGGUUAUUGUUUAUAUAUUAUGAGAUUUAUACGAACAUUUUAAAAAUCUGAGUUCUUUGUCUUUAUAUAUUUUUGUUUAUAUAAUAAUACUAAUCUAAAAUUUUAUGAAAAGAUUUAUAAUUGAUUUGGUUGGAAAAUUAUAACGAAGCUACAUGUAUGGUCAUAUUAACACAGUAUAGUACUAAUAUUUGCGGAACACUUAAAAUAAACACUGAAACGUGUAAUUAAAUCGGAAGAGUCAAUCCAGGUUUUCAUUUAUUCAGUGUGAGAUAAACAAAUGAUGUCCAUUAAAUUAUUUUCGAAUACAAGAAUGCCGCAUAAACUCCGGGGGACUGACAAACAUGUAUUAAAUUGUAAUUUCAUAAGUGUUUAACACUUACACAUUGUAAGGAACGAUAAGUAGCCUAUUAUUCCUUUAGUUAAUUGAUUUUUUCAACUAAAAGUUGUUCAUGUGAUUUGUUAAAGAAAUAUAUGUAAUAAAGUAUAUUUAGUUUAAAAUUUAUGUUAAGUGUUUAGCGUAUUAACAAUUUAGAAUUUUGUAGAAUGUACUCUGCUAUUUGUUGUUGAGGAUUAUAUCAAUAAAAUAAGUAAAAAUUA